Molecule: messenger RNA, 951 nt
Organism: Seriola dumerili (greater amberjack)
Lineage: Eukaryota; Metazoa; Chordata; Actinopteri; Carangiformes; Carangidae
Gene: ankrd1a
Product: ankyrin repeat domain-containing protein 1-like
Exons: 9
Coding region: 16-951 (311 amino acids)
Biological process (GO): regulation of transcription by RNA polymerase II
Cellular component (GO): nucleus
Molecular function (GO): RNA polymerase II-specific DNA-binding transcription factor binding
Source: RefSeq, a predicted model, not a curated record
UCCGAGAGAAGAAGAAUGGGACUGCACAGUGUCGAGGAGCUGGUGACCGGUAAGAGGUCAGAGGGCAAAGAGUCGGAUGACUUCAAAGGGGGCGUGUACGAGGCGGCUGUCAAUCAGGAGAAACGCGAUGACCGCAGGUCCCGCGGAGACCUGGGAGUGGGCGGAGCUCUGCCAGAGGAGAGCGACAGCGGCAGCGAGCAGGAGGAAGUCAGCGUGGCCGCUCUCAAUACGGAUAACAGCGGCCGGCUGAAGCUGGAGACGGUGGACGACCUGUUCAACAUCCUGCAGCUGAGGAAGAGGAGGAGAGAGAGGAAGACGCCCGUCCACAAGAGGCAGCAGCAGCCGGAGCCUGUGCCAGAAACUGUGGACGAGGAGUCGUUCCUGACAGCGGCCAUGGAGAACAAGCUUCCUGUGGUGGAGAAGUACCUGAGUGACGGAGGAAACCCCGACGUAGCCGACCACUUCCAGAGAACAGCUCUGCACAAAGCCUCGUUCAAAGGUCACAUGGAGGUCAUGAGAAGACUCCUGCAGGCCGGAGCUGCCAUCGAGAAAAAAGACAAGCUGGAGGCCACAGCCGUCCACUGGGCCUGCAGAGGAGGCAGCCUGCCGGCCCUGCAGCUCCUGCUGGACCAGGGGGCCAAGUUCACCUCCAGAGACAAGCUGCACAGCACUCCUCUCCACGUCGCCGUGAGGACGGGACACUGCGAGUGCGCCGAGCAUCUCAUUCACUGCGGAGCGGACGUCAACGCCAAAGACAGAGACGGAGACACGCCCAUGCACGACGCCGUGAGAAUAAACAGAUUCAAGAUGAUCAAACUGCUGAUGAUGUACGGAGCCAGUCUCAACACCAAGAACAGUGAUGGAAAAACUCCACUGCAGACUCUGUAUUCAUGGCAGAGCGGAGCGAAGAGCCUCCUGUGCAACUUCAACGAGGAGAAGACCGACCAGUAA